AUGGGUUUGGUGCCGUACUCGCAACGGCAAGGUGAAGACAUUCUAAGUGGGGAUGGUCAGUUGUUUGACAACCAUAGGCUAUUUAAGAAGCUAGAGCGCAAGGCAAGUCCCGAACUCAUUAGAGUCAUCAAGAUGAAGAAUGAACAUUGCCACACUGCACAAAACAACACUAAUUUCAAGCCAAGGAUUCGGGCAAAAGAGAUGGGUAUGAUAUUCAUGGAGAAAAUAGCGGGGCAGCCCAAUUUCCUCCCAAGGAGCAUAUGCAAGUACUUCGAGCUUGCAUUUCAUACUCCCCUAACUUACUCGCAAGGAUGGAGGACUAGGGAACGUGCCCGUGAGUUGAUAAGUGGCCCGGUAUCCAUGACAUAUCACUUAGUGCCGUGGAUGUGCCAACGGCUUAUAGAAUUGAUUCCCAACACGAAUGCAGUUUGGACUUCUUCUGAGGAUGGUAAGUUUAAACAACUUUUUGUCGCUUAUGGUUGUAGCAUUACGGGGUUCUUGGCGGGAUGUCGCCCGAUGUUGUUUAUUGAUGCAUGUUUCUUGACUGGUCCAUAUCGCAGUAGUUGUUUGUCUGCAGUUGCCUAUGAUGCGAAUGAUCAAUUGUACCCUCUUGCAUAUGCUAUUGUAUCAUCAGAGAACUACGAGGAUUGGUUAUGGUUCUUGCAUAACUUGAAGGAAAUUGUUGCUGAAAAACAAGUUGUGCUUGUGACCGACCAUAAUCCUGGGUUGUUGAGGGCAGUUAGGGAAUUGUUUGGCGAAGAAUGCAAUGCAUGGUAUGUUCGCCACGUGAAGGAAAUUUUUAGCAAGUUUGCCACCGGGAAAGGAAUGAAGGGGAACCCCAAGAAGACGACAUUACAUUUUUUCACAAAAAUUGCCUACGCAUGUGAUGAGCGCCUAUAUGGGGUGUACUUGACAAAAUUGUGUGGGCAUCACCUGAGUUGUCGAAGUGGGUUGAAAUGUGAUGAGCGCCUUUUGUCACUCUCACUACCCCCAUCACUUUCGUCACUCUCAUUUUCCUCUCCACUUGGUUUAUUUUCUAGAGCUUCCAUAAGGAUGUCAUCCAUUUUCUUAAUCUGUUCCACCUGUUGA
This is a messenger RNA of Rhododendron vialii, 1089 nucleotides long. RefSeq lists its product as uncharacterized. The transcript has 2 exons. The coding region runs from base 1 to 1089 and encodes 362 amino acids. The record is from RefSeq and is a predicted model, not a curated record. NCBI's taxonomy places the organism in Eukaryota, Viridiplantae, Streptophyta, Magnoliopsida, Ericales, Ericaceae.